GGGGCCCUGGCCGUGCUCGGCCGGCUCGGGCCUCGUGGCGGGGCGAGGGGCGCGGCAAGGCACGGCUGCAUCCACGCCUGCUCCUUCCGGCGCGGAGCGAAUGCGCCCAUGUCUGUUUGGAACAGUCAUUUGUCAAACGGGGUGUGAAGAGGAGCUGGACAGACUCCGUUCCUGUCAUCCGUUUACUGCUUCUGCCUUUGAAUGGUAGCCCUCCAGAGAUCGUGGAGAACGGAUCAUGGCCGGAAGAGGGGGCCGAGGAAGGGGCCGUGGCGGUCACAUGACCUUCAACGUCGAAGCUGUGGGCAUUGGGAAGGGUGAGGCGCUGCCCCCUCCCACCCUCCAGCCAUCGCCGCUGUUCCCGCCCUUGGAAUACAAGCCGGUCCCGCUGCAGGCCGGAGAGGAGGUUGAGUACAUGCUGGCCCUGAAGCAGGAGCUGAGGGGGGCGACGAAGACCUUGCCGUACUUCAUCAAACCAUCUGCCCCCAAGAAAGAUGUGGAACGCUAUUCGGACAAGUACCAGACGUCUGGCCCGGUGGAUAACGCCAUCGAGUGGAGCCCAGAUUGGAGGCGGCUUCCGCAAGAACUAAAAAUCCGUGUACGGAAGCUGCGGAAACAGAGAGAGACCAUCCUUGCUCCGAAGCGCAAGCCGCAGCUGCCGGUGGACAAGGAGGAAGCCAUCAAGAAGCUGGAGACUCUGGAAAAGAAAGAAGAGGAAGUGAUAUCUGAAGAGGAAGAGGAGAAGGAAGAGGAAGAGGAAGGGAAGGAGGGGGACGAGGAAGAAUACGAUGAGGAGGAAUAUGAAGAGGAGACGGACUACAUCAUGUCCUACUUCGACAAUGGCGAAGACUUUGGGGACGACAGCGAGGACAACAUGGAUGAGGCGAUCUACUGAGCGGAGUGGCCACGCAGGACGUGUGCGGGGGACAGGUCUCUCCUGCCGCCGGGCCUCGCUGCUCGGGGCGCCUUUCUGCCGCCCUUGGGAGGGUCCGGCUGGCUCUGCUUGGCAGGAGGGGCCCCCAGCCUCGUUCUGCACCUGCCGGCCGGCCGCCCCACAAGCGACUCCGCCGGUCUCUGGCUCCGUCAGCCACUAGGGGGCAUCACAGAUCCACCCUGCACUGGCCCCGAGCCUCGGGAAACCACCCAGCGCACGGGUGCCGCUCUCUCUUGGAAAGACCGGACGUGGUUCGCUCGGAAAGGAUGUGCUCCUGCACCAAAGCCGGGCUUUCUCCCUGCAGGAGGUCUGUGGCUCCCGUGCAGCACGGAAAGGAAGCCGGCGCAUUCCAGGGGCCCGGGGGACGCACAGGCUGCGUGUGCUUCAGCCGGGGGUGGAGGCAGAGAGCUGCCCCCUCCGUGUGUGGCCAAGCCCCUCCUGCCCCCUGACCGACAGCGCUCCUGCCCUCGCUCAGGUUGGUCUGCCUGGAGCAACACAGGAGCAAAGGUGCUCUUGUUUUGCAAAGGAGAGGUAGUUUUGAAUUCCAGGUAGCUCUCACUUUUUCACUUCUUGAAAAGCGGGGUGGGGGUGAGGCAGGGAAAGAGGGUCGCCUGCAUCUUCCAGGAAUGGGCAAGAAUCUCCCACAACGCUCUGGAGCCUGUGACUGGGACCUGUUUUCUGAAAUGCUCUUCCAUACCAAGCUGCCAUAAGCAGGUGUACCAUGCCAGAUUUUCACGGGAGGUUUAAUGAGAAAUGGAUUUCUUUUUUUAAAGGAACUGACCAUGUGUUUCUAGAUGGCAAAAGGCCCCCAUGCUGGCCGGGCCUGCUGGGGAUUAUAGGACUUCUGUUCUUUGAACCUCUGGAGUUUGAGGCAGGGCUGAAUGAGGAGGCCGCCUCGCUUCUGUUCUCUGUCUUGCCCACGCAAUUAUUUCUGGUUUCUGAGCAGUGCCAUGUCGGGACCAAGGCCGUGUGCUUUUCCCCUGGUUGGGAGAUUGAACAGGUGACAGUUUCCCCUGGUCUCUGUGCAUCAGGCUGGCGUGCGAGGUUUUAGAGCCUUUGACUUUGGAAUGCGCUUCUGGGAAAAACUGCAGAAGAAAGUGAAAGUGCCGGCCUCGGCUGUUUCCCAGAAGUAAUGCUUUUUCCUUGGGGCCUCUGACAAGUUCUUGCAGCUUUGUCAUCCCAGAGGUCGUGUCUCCCACAGUCUUUGGCGGGGAAGCUGCCCAGUCUUAAUGCUGGGGGAAGAAGUGUUUUGGGGGCCAUGAAUUAAACGGACUUUUCCCUAACCCUGAAGAACAGAGGCCUUCCCUUUGUGUUGUCAUUCCAUGGCGUGGCUCAUUUUUUCCCUGCCCAGAACACUCUUUUAAAAAGUUGUGUUUGAAAGUUUGUGUGUGUGAGAACAUCGGUGUGUAAUUUCUUGGGCUGCAAUAAAAGGUCCUUAUUUUUUC
Varanus komodoensis (Komodo dragon) is the source of this 2376-nucleotide messenger RNA. RefSeq names its product RNA polymerase III subunit GL (gene POLR3GL). Gene Ontology annotation, cellular component: RNA polymerase III complex. Lineage: Eukaryota; Metazoa; Chordata; Lepidosauria; Squamata; Varanidae. The coding region runs from base 236 to 892 and encodes 218 amino acids. The transcript has 8 exons. The record is from RefSeq and is a predicted model, not a curated record. Gene Ontology annotation, biological process: transcription by RNA polymerase III.